Molecule: messenger RNA, 2016 nt
Organism: Magallana angulata
Lineage: Eukaryota; Metazoa; Mollusca; Bivalvia; Ostreida; Ostreidae
Product: multivesicular body subunit 12B-like
Exons: 11
Coding region: 181-1011 (276 amino acids)
Biological process (GO): viral budding; virus maturation; regulation of epidermal growth factor receptor signaling pathway
Cellular component (GO): ESCRT I complex; late endosome
Source: RefSeq, a predicted model, not a curated record
AUUGAUUUAAGCAGUUGAUUAAUUGUAUUAAUUCACUUCUCACUUAAACAGUUUAACGGUGGGUAUUCUUUUAUAUAUUUUAGCAGGAAAUAAUUCUUGAACAGCUGUAAAUUUACGUAACCAAUGGACUAACACCGAGGAAAACGAGCAGGAAUCUGAUAAUUUUUUUCAUUGUGUGACAUGGCAGAUGUAGACAGACCAAUCACUCAAGUUGCCAUUGUAGCAGAUUCAACAAGGUGUCCACCUGGAUUUACUCUGAUUGAUCGUACCUACGAUCGUCGGGAUGACGCUGAUCUAUGGAGAGAUGGCUUGUUUGGGAGAAAAGUGGUUCGAUAUCUCUGUGUAGAAAAAAUGCCACCAUCACCGGGUAGAGAUGUAUUGGUAGAUGUCGCUGUCAUCGGAGAGAGAGACGCCAUUCCAGCGGGAUUUACCUGUGUAGAUUUCACAAGCGAUACUCGUGAGAAGGCUGUGAAAAAGAAGAUGCUAUGUGUAAGAUACAUGUCCAGUGAUUUAACAAAUGAUGCUAUAUGUGAACUUAUCCUUCUUACAAAGGGAGUCAGACGGCCACCAAAUGGGUACACAUUGGUCGGAGAGCUGAAUUACAUGGGACUGUGCUACAAAAUGGCUGGCUUCCGUAAGCCUGGAGUUCAGAUGGAUUCCCACCAGGGUCAUGCUAAUGACUCCACCUUCCACACACAGGGCUACACAACUCAAUCCACACCAAUGAACAUGAGUUCUCUAGCCUCUAAUUUGCCAUACAACCCGACUCCUUACAAAAAGAAUGGUCCAUUGGAAAGGGGCACCAGCUUCACUGAUUCUGCAAAUACUCUGCAAGGAAGCCACACAGUAACAGCUCUUCAGGGACUACCAUUUGAAUUGAAUCGCAAGGUGUUUAGUGAUGACUUAGAUAUAUCAAUUCCACAGAUUCCUUACAAAUCUAUCAUGGAUAUAGAAAACCAGUAUAGCUAUGACUUCUCGGUGGAGCGGUCAGCUGCGGCCAGAGUACCAUAGUCACUGAUGAUAUAGCGCAGCCCCACCCAAGACUGCCCCAUGGAUUCAACUGGAUUGAAUUUGUUUUUCUGGUAGACUGUGACCCACAAAAAAAACCCUGAACAAAGCUUGACUACUGUUUAAUUAAUAUGUACAUUUAUUUUGAUGACAGCAAGCUCACUUAUUUUGUUGUUCUUGUUGGGUUUUUUUACUAUACUUAGGUAUAGGCAAAAAAUUCAAACAUGUUUUUAAACAAACGCAGUUUUGAUGAAUGUUAUGCAUUGGAUUCAGUGUAGCAGAUGUUUUGGGUUUAUUUAGUGUGUAUGACAUGUUUAUUGUCAUAAUAUGCUAGAGGUUCAUUAUUUACUGAAUGGGGAAAAUUGCUCUAUUUGUCUCCACAGUCAUUGUUUUGUUACAAACAGUUCAUAAACAGAUUACUUCAUUGCACUGUACUCUGUAUUCAAUGAAAAAUGAUGCAAGAUUUUUUUGUUCUUGCAUCAACAGCAUUAUCUUUUAAAAGAAUACAUGCUCAAGAGGUAUAUUUGAAAUUGAUUUCAUUAGUAUAGACAAACUGUGAGUGAGUGAUGGAGAAAGAGAGAUGUGUAUGUUUUUGGUUUUUUUUUACGAAAUGUUUGUGGUACAUGUACCAAUAAAGUUCAUUCUUAUUACAAGUGCUGAUGUUGGCAAUGCUGAGUUUUAGGACAAUGUCUGUGAUAUGGAGUGUGUUUUUUUUUGCGUUAUAUAAUUGUAGUGCUCAAGGUUAUUAGGAAACUGUAUGCAGUAGCUAUUCAAAAUCAUAGUUGGAAUUAAAAUCCACUGCAGUAAACACCAUAGCAUGAUGGAUGAAAAAAAAAGAUAAAGAAUUUUUAUUGGGCGGAAGGGGGGGUGUUAGUGGUAGAAGGAGGAUAUUUCUUCCUUUUAAUUUAUUAUUAUUUUUUUUUGUAUCUCUAUCUUAUAUUUUAAUGCAAUAUAUGUCAGUGAUCAACUAAUAUCGAUAUAUUAAAAUAAAUAUUGCUUCAACUGUGA